AAAUUAACUUUCUUUUAAAUUGAAAUCGCGCUAGGCCGGUCAAGUGUCCCAAAACAAAGUUCCGAGUGUCUAGUGUGUCUGUGUGAGUCGUUGAUAGUGUUUUACAGGAAGAAAUAAUUAUCCUGGAGAUGGUGAAACUUGGGACGUUUUGUGGAAUCAAGAGUCGUCGAGUGAAGAUCGCAUUCGUGCUAAGAGUGUUGUUUGUAUUGAGCUUAGGUUCAAUUUCGGUUCUUAACUCAUAUUUCGGGCCUUCCGAUGGCGAGAGCAUAGCAGCAUUGAAAUCACGUCCUCGGCGACACCUGCUGCAAAUUUUACAAGAUCAGGUGGAAUUACUUCAACCGACUGUUGUGGAACCGGAGGAAUUCACCGAAUUUCCUCCGGUAACUACUACGGAAACAACAGACCUCCCCGUGCGAAAUUGUACUCCUGCGGCUAUAUUUGAAUUUCCGUCCGAUGGAUUUACCCGUCAUGAUCGCAAACACGGCUGGAUCACGGUACACCUGUUGAUCGCGUGCUACUGCUUCUGGUUGCUGGCAAUUGUCUGUGAUGACUAUUUCGUACCGGCCAUUGAAUCGAUGUGUAAAAAGCUUCAGGUAAAGGAAGACAUUGCGGGGGCAACGUUUAUGGCAGCGGCCUCAUCGAGUCCGGAACUAUUCAUCAACUGCGUGGGAACAUUUGUCACGAAAGGUGACAUUGGGGUGGGAGCUGUGGUUGGAUCGGCUGUCUUCAAUAUUUUGGCCGUACCAGCCGUUUGUGGACUCUUCGGUGGACAGGUCGUUCAACUGCGAUGGUGGCCCGUCACGCGGGACUCGAUGAUGUACGGGAUAGCCGUCAUCGGAUUGAUUACGGUUCUCAGCGAUGGCAAAGUUAUGUGGUACGAAGCGGCGGUAUUGGUAUCGGCCUACGUUUUCUACAUCACUGCGAUGAUCUGCAACGAUAGUAUCAACCGAUUCAUGUCGCGAACAUUCCGCCGGAAAUCUUGCGUCAGACCGUACACAGAAGUUACGGAAAUCGCACCCCUUCUGUCGAAUGGGCAAAACAACGGAGUUUCCAAGGGCAACCAAAAUGGGCAGAACGGCCACACAUGCGACAGUGAAGCCAGCGAAGACAGCUUCGAAGAGUAUGAACUAGCAUCAACUCCGUGGAACCGUCGUGACGAAAACACAUUUGCCUACAUCUGUCGUUGGCCGAUUACAUUCUUCCUGUGGGCCACCAUUCCCGACUGCCGACGGUAUCCCAAGCUGCGCACCGUCACGUUCUUUAUAUGUAUUUUCUGGAUCGGUAUUACGUCCUACUUCGUAGCAUUCCUUAUCACCGUUGUAGGUGACACAAUGGACAUUCCGGAUUCUGUGAUGGGUUUAACGUUCCUGGCCGCCGGUACAAGUGUACCGGAAGCGGUAUCCAGUAUUAUAGUCACCAACCAGGGUCAUGGCGAGAUGGGUAUCAGUAAUUCCAUCGGGUCGAAUACCUUUGACAUCCUCCUGUGUCUUGGGCUGCCAUGGCUUAUCAAAGCGUUAGCGUUCCCAGCCGUUGCUGGUAACAAUUGGGUUGCACUGAACUCAACUGGUUUAACCUACUCGGCGAUAUCGCUGUUAUCGACGCUCUGUGGAUUAUAUAUCGCCUUUUGGUCCAACCGCUUCAAACUGGACUGGAAGGUUGGACUUACGUGUACAUCAAUGUACAUUGCCUUCCUGACCGUGUCCAGCCUGAUCGAGCUGAACGUAUUCUUCAAGGUGAACCUGCCAACCUGUAUUCAUUAGUGGACGAUCCGUACUACAGUAAGAUAUUACAGUGCUGCAAGUUUGUGUGCGAUAUGCGUGUUACCGUUAACAUUGUUAGGUCAAUAAAGAUUAAAACAUAA
Messenger RNA from Ochlerotatus camptorhynchus, 1861 nucleotides. RefSeq names its product sodium/potassium/calcium exchanger 4-like. NCBI's taxonomy places the organism in Eukaryota, Metazoa, Arthropoda, Insecta, Diptera, Culicidae. Gene Ontology annotation, molecular function: calcium channel activity; calcium, potassium:sodium antiporter activity. The record is from RefSeq and is a predicted model, not a curated record. Gene Ontology annotation, biological process: calcium ion transmembrane transport; intracellular calcium ion homeostasis. The transcript is spliced from 7 exons. Gene Ontology annotation, cellular component: plasma membrane. Bases 129 to 1760 code for a protein of 543 amino acids.